Melozone crissalis (California towhee) is the source of this 931-nucleotide messenger RNA. It is a transcript of the gene SLC31A2, whose product is annotated as solute carrier family 31 member 2. The coding region runs from base 96 to 509 and encodes 137 amino acids. Lineage: Eukaryota; Metazoa; Chordata; Aves; Passeriformes; Passerellidae. Gene Ontology annotation, cellular component: membrane. The transcript is spliced from 4 exons. Gene Ontology annotation, molecular function: copper ion transmembrane transporter activity. Gene Ontology annotation, biological process: copper ion transmembrane transport. The record is from RefSeq and is a predicted model, not a curated record.
ACGCCGGGACAGCGCCGCGAUAUCGGUGUGACAGCGCUGGGACAGCGGCCCCGGGGGAGAACGGGCCGGGCCCCGCGCCCGCUGCCGCCGCCACCAUGCAGAUGACCUUCUACUUCUCGGACACAGUCGUGCUGCUCUUCGACUUCUGGAAUGUCCACAGCCCCACAGGCAUGGUGCUCUCGGUGCUGGUGAUCCUGCUGCUCUCUGUGCUCUAUGAGGCUGUGAAGAUGGGCAAGGCCGUGCUGCUGCGGCGGGCGCUGCUGGCCCUGCCCCGCAGCCUCAGCCACGAGGCCCUGACCGAGCCCCAGGAGGAGGAACAGAGCGACCCCGCGCAGGGCAGGUGGUUCUGGUUCCACGUGGCCCAGACGCUGUUCCACGUGCUGCAGGUGGUGCUGGGCUAUAUGGUGAUGCUGGCAGUCAUGUCCUACAACGCCUGGAUCUUCCUGGGGGCCAUUGCAGGCUCCACCCUGGGCUACUUCAUGGUGUACCCUCUGCUGGGCCGGGGCUAGAGCCCCCCAGGGUGGUGGCACACGUGUCCCACCUUCUGCUCCUUUGUCUGGAAUAGCUGCUGUCACUUCUGUCUCUGUCCCCGUGCUCUGUGGGACACAGAACCCCAAGGACUUGCUGGGGCCCUGCUCUGGGGACAGGGAGCCCCAUGGCCGUGCUGCCACUCAGCUGGUGGCUGUCCCCCGGCUCUCAGGGACCUUUGUCCGGGUGGUGACAGCAGGGACGGGGGCAGUGCUGGCAUUUCCUCCCCUCCCUGCUUUUCAAGGAGGUUCAUCCUGGCUGGGACAGGAAUGACCCGGUGACUUGCUGGGGACAGGGACCCUCCUGCCCAGAGCUGCACCAAGCCCCUCUUCACACAGUGCCUUUGGGGACACUGGGGGUCCUGCCACCCCCACCCCGCUCCUGUGCUUCAGGGAUGGGGCUG